UAGGAAGCAGAAUAUUAAAUGUGACAGAGGGAUUAUUGGGAUUGAGUACUGGUAUACCAAUUAUUGGGACAGUGGUGGAAUAUAAUUGAGGCUACUGAAAUAUCAAAAUGAAAAAAUCCAGUGGCAAGCCUCAGACAUAUGCCUCUAGUCAGGAAGACAGUGAGAAUGACAGCGAUGUAACUGAAUGUAGCAUUGGAAGCAACUCCACUGCAGGUACUCAUCGCAGUGAUACACCCACUCGCAGCGCUCGUUACAAGCGGAAAGGCCGUCGCAGAAGUAAAACCGCGAAGUAUAAGCCUUCCAUGGAUAAGCCAUUGUAUAAAUACUGUUGUAGUGUUAAGGAGGAUCAUGGACAGCCAUUGUUCGGUGUACAAUUCAAUUAUCACUUGAAAGAAGGCGAACCGUUGAUAUUCGCCUCAGUGGGCAGCAAUCGUAUGAGUAUUUACGAAUGUCCACAGAGUGGAAACAUACGAUUGUUGCAAUGUUACGCCGAUCCUGACACAGAGGAGAACUUCUACACGUGUGCCUGGACGUACGAUGACUCCGGGAAGCCGUUGUUAGCUGUCGCAGGAUCGCGCGGAGUCAUUCGAGUUAUCAGCCCUGCAACAAUGACCUGCAUCAAGCACUACAUCGGACACGGGCACGCGAUAAACGAAUUAAAGAUUCAUCCGAAGGAUCAGAACAUAAUGCUAUCCGCAUCGAAGGAUCACGCUCUAAGGUUGUGGAACAUUAAGACGGAUGUGUGCAUCGCGAUUUUUGGUGGCGUGGAGGGCCACCGGGACGAAGUUCUGAGCGCCGAUUUUGACAUAUUGGGCCACCGGAUUAUCUCCUGCGGGAUGGACCACGCUCUCAAGUUGUGGGCUUUGGACAAACCGGAUAUGCAGGAGGCGAUAAAGCAGUCCUACCAUUGCAAUCCCAGCCGCAAUGGCAGACCCUUCGAUUCGAUUCUUCAACACUUUCCGGACUUCACCACUCGUGACGUUCAUCGGAAUUACGUCGACUGCGUGAAAUGGUAUGGCGAUUUUAUUUUGAGCAAAUCUUGUGAGAAUUGCAUCGUAUGCUGGAAACCUGGCAGACUCGAGGACUCGCAGUUGCGUAGCGGAGAGACGAGCGCGACAGUCAUGCAUCGUUUCGAGUUUAAAGAAUGUGACAUCUGGUUUAUACGUUUUUCCAUGGACUUCUUUCAACGCACAAUCGCAUUGGGAAAUCAGGUUGGUCGCACAUAUGUUUGGGACUUGGACAUGGGUGAACCCGCACAUGCUCGUUGCUGCUCUCUCCAGCAUCCUCGUUGUACCGCGCCGAUUCGGCAAACUAGUUUAAGCCGAGAUGGCUCGGUGUUGUUGUGUGUCUGCGACGACGCGACUAUCUGGAGAUGGAAUCGCGAUCAUUGACUUGCAUUCAUUUUAUCAUGAUUAAAACGUGCCUUUUCUACAUUAUAUAUUAUAUCAAAUUUCUUAAUUUGAUACAAUUUCUGAAUUGUACUUUUAUAUGCACAUACCAUGAACGCAUAUCUUUGCAGAUUUUGCGUAGAUCGUUCUUGUGUAUCAAACUGUGCUGAGUAUUUCUUAUAGUUUAACUUGAGUUUGACUUUAUCAAUCUAUUAAAAUUAAUUCAAAAUCUUCAAAGAUGUGCAUUUAUAGUAUAUAAACAUAUGUGUGAUUGAGAAAUUUAUAUCAAAUUAUUGAA
Molecule: messenger RNA, 1686 nt
Organism: Linepithema humile (Argentine ant)
Lineage: Eukaryota; Metazoa; Arthropoda; Insecta; Hymenoptera; Formicidae
Product: polycomb protein EED-like
Biological process (GO): heterochromatin formation; negative regulation of transcription by RNA polymerase II
Cellular component (GO): ESC/E(Z) complex
Molecular function (GO): nucleosome binding; protein binding
Source: RefSeq, a predicted model, not a curated record